ACAUUACAUUUCGAACGCAGUGCGUGGUGAAUAUCUCUUGUAACAGCGAAAAUAUUUUGUGUGAAAAUAAAUUGACGACGGGAAGUUUUGCUAUUAGUCAAUUGUUUUUGGCGUUCUUCAUACAAAUAUAUUCGACGGCAUAAGCGCUUCCAAGUCCAUGGCCAUGGAUGGUGGCGAGCAAGAGCAAAACUUUCGUAUGGGCCCGUUGUCGCCACAGGAAAUAAAGCCAGACAUUUCCAUAUUAAAUGAAAACAACACUAGAGGAUUUUCUCCCAAGUCAGCAAGUCCCGUUUCUUUCGGAGCUAUCGGAUUACAGACAAUGAAUAUUACAAACACAGUAGGAGUUGCAGCAGUUUCAGGUCACAAUACGAAUCAGAUGCAACAGCAACAAUAUCCCCCAAAUCAUCCAUUAAGUGGAUCGAAGCAUUUGUGUUCCAUAUGUGGGGAUAGGGCAAGUGGCAAGCAUUAUGGGGUCUACAGUUGUGAAGGAUGCAAGGGAUUCUUUAAACGUACGGUUCGUAAGGACUUAACUUAUGCUUGUCGUGAGGACAGAAACUGCAUAAUCGAUAAAAGGCAACGAAAUCGCUGUCAAUACUGUCGAUACCAGAAAUGUCUGGCUUGUGGUAUGAAAAGAGAAGCAGUUCAAGAGGAAAGGCAACGGGGAACUCGCUCCCAGAAUGUUCGUACAGGCGAUGAAUUCAAUCCAACUAGCACUGUUAGAGAUUUAACGAUAGAAAGAAUAAUUGAAGCAGAACAAAAAAGUGAACAACUUAGUGGAGAUAACGCAAUGCCAUUCCUUCGAGUUGGACCGAAUUCUAUGGUUCAACCUGAUUAUAAAGGAGCUGUGUCACAUCUUUGCCAAAUGGUUAAUAAACAACUUUAUCAAAUGGUUGAAUAUGCUCGGAAGAUGCCACAUUUUGCGGAAUUGCAACGAGAUGACCAAGUACUUUUACUCAAAGCUGGCUGGAACGAACUUCUUAUAGCAAAUGUGGCAUGGUGCAGUAUGGAUUCCAUAGAUGCUGAUUAUGCUACAUCAGGUGGUCAUGAUUCAAAUUUCGGACGUCGUUCACCCAUACGCCAACCUCAACAACUUUUUCUUAAUCAUAACUUUUCCUAUCACCGUAAUAGCGCAAUAAAAGCUGGUGUUGCGACUAUAUUUGAUAGAAUUCUUUCCGAGCUCAGCGUUAAAAUGAAACGACUUAAUAUUGAUCGAUCUGAACUAUCAUGCUUAAAAGCUAUUAUAUUGUUUAAUCUGGAUAUACGCGGCUUGAAAGGGCGCAAUGAUGUGGAAGUUUGCAGGGAACAGGUCUAUGCUUGCCUCGAUGAACACUGUCGUACUGAACAUCCUGGCGACGAUAGUCGAUUUGCCCAACUUUUACUUCGGCUGCCUGCUUUGAGGUCCAUUAGCCUUAAGUGUCUGGACCAUUUGUUUUUCUUUCGCAUUAUGGGUGAUAAACCUUUGGACCAGCUUUUCUUUGAACAGCUUGAUGCACAAAUGUGUUGAGCAAUAAUAUGCUUAUGUAUUUAUUCACUUAUAAAGUGCUUCGCUAGAUAUUAUUCAGCCCUAUCGUUAAUUCCAUGUGAAUAAAUCGUUCCCAUAAUUUAACAUGCAAAACAAAAACAAAUUGGGAAACAUUUUUUUUUUGCUUUGUAAUUUUUGGGAAUAUUUGUUCAUGUGAAAUUCGCGAUAGGGCCGAUUGAUUUGGAACCACCUUUUCAAUUAUGUUCUUGAAAUAUAUUUCUCUUAGUAAUUCACUAUUUACUGUACAAAACUUUUUUUAAUACAGACAUAUUGUAAAUUAAAUAAAUGUAUUUAAUCCCUUAAAAUCUAAA
Molecule: messenger RNA, 1833 nt
Organism: Rhagoletis zephyria (snowberry fruit fly)
Lineage: Eukaryota; Metazoa; Arthropoda; Insecta; Diptera; Tephritidae
Gene: usp
Product: retinoid X receptor ultraspiracle
Biological process (GO): regulation of DNA-templated transcription
Cellular component (GO): nucleus
Molecular function (GO): sequence-specific DNA binding; zinc ion binding; nuclear steroid receptor activity
Source: RefSeq, a predicted model, not a curated record